AUGCUCUCCGCCACCUCCUUGGCCGCGCGCGCCUGCGCCCGCCGAGCCGCCGCUCAGCCGUCUCCCUCGUCCGCGCCCGCCGCGAGCGCGAUCCGAUGCCGCCACGCCCGAGGCCUCUCCUCCUGGGGCAGCCGGCACGACCGCUCCUCCCUCCCUGCGCGAUAUGCCGCCCAGCCAGCCGCCAGGGUCGGCAGCGAGUGCCAGCGCCGACAACAACAACAACAACAACAACAUCAUCAUCAUCAACAACAGCAACAACGGCGCCUGGCCACGACGACGACGAACCCCAACCCGCCCCUCGACUUCAAGAACGCCUCCAACAGCGUCCCCUCCCGCGUCGGCCUGAUCGGCGGCCGCGGGUACACCGGCACCGUGCUGGUCGAGCUCUUCAACAAGCACCGCUACAUGGACCUCGUCCACGUGUCGUCGCGCGAGCUUGCCGGCCUGCCGCUCCGGGGGUACACCAAGCGUCAGAUUGUGUACGAGAACCUGUCGCCCGAGGACAUCGGCCAGCUGGACAAGGAUGUGGACUGCUGGGUCCUGGCGCUGCCCAACAAUGUCUCGGAGCCGUAUGUCGAGGCGCUCGAUCGGGUGCAGAAGGAGACUGGCCACCGGAGCGUCAUUAUCGAUCUCUCUGCCGACCAUCGGUUCGACGACUCGUGGACGUACGGCCUCCCUGAGAUCACCAAGCGCUCCAAGAUUUGCCAGUCGACGAGGAUAUCGAACCCCGGGUGCUACGCCACUGGAGCGCAGCUUGGCAUCGCUCCCCUGGUGGAACAUCUUGCAGGCUCGCCGACCGUGUUUGGCAUUUCGGGAUACUCUGGCGCGGGCGUCAAGCCGUGCUCCAAGAACGAUACCACGCUGCUGAAGGAUAACCUUAUCCCAUACUCGUUGACGGGUCAUGUUCACGAACAGGAGAUUGGUCAUAAUCUGGGCAUCUCUGCGGCAUUUAUUCCUCACGUGGCCUCUUGGUUCCGCGGCAUACAUCUUGCCAUCAGCAUUCCCCUUGUCAGAUCCAUGUCAUCACGCAACAUCCGCCAGCUGUACCAGGACCGCUACGCGGCCGAAUCGCUUGUCAAGGUUGUGGGCGAGCCCCCCCUGGUGCGCUCGAUAGCGAUGAAGCAUCACUGCGAGAUUGGCGGGUUCGCCGUCGACACCAACGGCACGCGCGUGGUCGUCUGCGUCACCAUCGACAAUCUGAACAAGGGAGCCAGCACGCAAUGCCUACAGAAUAUGAACCUCGCGCUCGGGUACGCGGAAUACGAGGGUAUUCCCAGCGCGCGGUAG
Messenger RNA from Ustilaginoidea virens, 1287 nucleotides. RefSeq lists its product as uncharacterized. The transcript has 4 exons. Gene Ontology annotation, biological process: L-arginine biosynthetic process. The coding region runs from base 1 to 1287 and encodes 428 amino acids. NCBI's taxonomy places the organism in Eukaryota, Fungi, Ascomycota, Sordariomycetes, Hypocreales, Clavicipitaceae. Gene Ontology annotation, molecular function: NAD binding; N-acetyl-gamma-glutamyl-phosphate reductase (NADP+) activity; NADP+ binding. The record is from RefSeq and is a predicted model, not a curated record.